ACGUUUUCUAUGGUGUGUUUAUAUUUUAACCAAUUUCAAUCUAAAUUUUACGAGAAACGUAUUCAAUAUAGUUUCUCUUAAAAAUAAAAGAUAGUUUAUUGUAAACUUAAAAUAAUAUUAUACGCUUGAAAAAUAGUAUUUAAAUACUUAUUUAAAUUAAAUAGUUAAAAUGAAAAGAAAAAAUGUGGUUAUAAUUUUAUAGAUAUAAAUUUGAUAACCUUUAUUUCUCUGAUAAAUUAAUUUAUAAACAAAAAAUGUUUCUUCGUUUACAUUUACGAUUGUUAAAUAAUACCGUGUCAAUUACAAGACACAGCUCAAAGAAAUAUGCAACAAUUGUAUCCGAAGAAAGUCAAAUCACAAAUGCUCCAGUUUAUCCACCUAUAUUAGAUUUGUCUUUCAAAGCUAAACAAAAGAGAAAAAAAGAAGUUUGGCACGAUGAAAUUAAAAAAAUUAAAACUGUUGAAGAAAAGAUUUUUAAAAUCAACAUGCCACGUUAUUACGGCUGGAAAUCAUUAAUUUUGGAUGAACAUGUAAUACCUUACAAUUCUUUGGAACAUGCGCAAUACAUUACAAGAACUUAUAUUAUUAAAGAACGUGGACUUCCAACUUUUUACAAUAAUGUAAUAUUGGAUGAAGAGCUUGAAUCUAUCGUAAAUGAUAAUAAAAGUUUAAUUGAAGACAUUAUUGCAUUUGAAUAUUCAAGUAGAAAAAGGAAACAAGAAUUAAAAGAAAUUCAAGUAGAAAGUAAAGCAGCGAUGGAAAAUAUUGUAGCAAGUGCGAUUGUAUAUCAAAUUAAUAGAACAUUACUAUCAAAUCUUGUUACUAUUAGGCCACAUUUAUUGGAAGUUCAAACCGAUUUUGAACCUCGUGUUGAAGCAUUUUGGUUUGUUGGUGGGAUAGAUCCACCGGGAUUAAAAAUAAAGGCAAGGAAAAAGAUACAUUGGAUGAGAGAAUAUGCCUAUGAUCCAGUAGAUAUUCCUAUACAGUAUUAUGGCAAAUCUAUUCUCCAGUCACGACAUAAUCUUCCUUUAAAGGAAAUCAUGUCUUUGAGCGAAUGCGAAGAUUCUUCUUUGACUAUUCCACAGUUUAAGUUUGAUCCCAGAGUAUUAGGAUAUGUAUUGGAUCGAAAGCAUGUUACAAAUAUACCAGGAUUUUGGCCUGGUGAUCCAUGUGAAUUUGGUCUUUUAUCUUACCACAAUUGUGGAUACAUAGCUGAAAGACCAGAAACAUAUAAAGAUGAAAAUGAUGCACUUCUUAAACAAGCUAUUUUAGCUUCCUACAGUUGGUUAUUAUCACAAGCCUGUUAUCAAGGUUUCUCAACGUUCCACGAUGUUACUUAUCCAUUUGUCAAUCAAGCUGUUAUAACUAAUGGGCAGUAUUGGUCAUUCUAUGUUUAUCAACUUAAUACUACUGUACUGCAUUCAGAAAAUGUUGAUGAAAAUCCGAGACGUAAUAUAUGUUGGGCUACAGAAUCUGUAAAACUAUUUGAUAAAAUUGAGGGUGAAAAGGUUCAUGGUUUGAACACCGAUGUUCUUAAAUCUUUAAUUAAAUUUUAUGCAAAUACUCCUGAAGAAAAAAUGAUCGAAAUGAAACCAAAUUUGGGGAACGAUGUACAAAAAAUAGCUGACAUUCAAUCUGACAGACGAAGAGACUGGUUGGAAAGAUAUUAUAAACAUCUCGUAACAAAUAGGCCACGUCAUAGAAAAGCACCAGAGAUAUAUCAUUGGCAAAAAAUUUAUCUUAUUGAUAAUAAGACGUGUCCUAUGAUGAAAAAGAGACAUCCAUUCCAAUUUGGAAUUUCUGUUAUGAAUCGUAAACUCAAUGAUCAUGCCCUAAAGUAUGUACCAAAAUGUUUAAGAGUGAAUCCAAAGAAGAAAUUAGGUAACUGGGAACAAACUUUUUACCCAUAGAUUUUUAAUGUUUUCUCUUUUUUGCAAACAAUUUCUCUCAAUGCAAAUAUUUUAAUAUUUUUCAUAGAUUAUAAUAUAAUGUUUAAUAUAUACAAUCUUAUACAAUAUAAAUAUAAAUGAAUUAAACGGUUCUUUCCGCAUA
Vespula vulgaris is the source of this 2052-nucleotide messenger RNA. RefSeq names its product 28S ribosomal protein S30, mitochondrial (gene mRpS30). Bases 255 to 1910 code for a protein of 551 amino acids. The transcript has 4 exons. Gene Ontology annotation, biological process: translation. Gene Ontology annotation, molecular function: structural constituent of ribosome. The record is from RefSeq and is a predicted model, not a curated record. Lineage: Eukaryota; Metazoa; Arthropoda; Insecta; Hymenoptera; Vespidae. Gene Ontology annotation, cellular component: ribosome; mitochondrion; mitochondrial large ribosomal subunit.